AUGGUGACAGACGAGGAGCAAAAAACCAUCAACAAGCUCCAGGCAAACUGGAUUUGGGUCCCUGGUUGGGUAGAUUCCUCCAAGAGCAACACAGCCGGACGAAUUGUCAGAUUCCGUCGCAAGUUCAACCUCGACACUCCUGCAACUCGUACGUUGUUGCACUUCUCUGCAGACACCCGAUACAAGCUCUACAUCAAUAGGAUCCGCGUCGCGGUAGGACCAGCGAGGAGCAGUUUGUUGAUCUGGCAUUAUGAUACGCUCGAUAUUGCACCGUAUCUUGGGAGCGGCAGCAAUGAGAUUCGUUUUGAGGUACUUCAGUACUUCGCAGCCUCGAGGGGUGCGAUGCCGUUUGAGAGGACAACCCAUGCAGGCUUGACGGUCGUUGGUAGUGUGGAGUUGGAGGCGGGAGCAGCCGUCCUGGAGCUCACCUCAGGCGUGGACUGGCAGGCCCAAGUGGACGACAGCAUCUUGUUUCCCAUGGGAUUGGUCGACGACGGCUUCCUCCAUAUCAGCGAGCGCAUUGCUCCUACCAUCCCAAACCCAUGGAUCACGCCUGUGUUGUAUGGUAUGAAGACGCUGAAUGGCGACCUUCUUCCCUGGCGCCUUCGUCCACGUGCUAUCCCUAUGGCCGAAGAAAGUCCAGUUGCCGUCAGCACCGUCAGAGCCUGCCAGAGCACUGCCUCUAUCAAUGACUGGACUGCCCAUCUCGCAGCAAACAGGACGAUAAUUCUUCCAGGAGGAUCAUCGCAUGCUUUGGAAGUGCAGGCACAUGUCCAUUCCACAGCCUUCCUACAAUGGACCUUCAGGGCGAAGGCGAAGCGGUCUCAGAUCAGACUCAGGGUUACUUACUCGGAAGGCUACGAGCUCGAACCUCGUAAUUACCCUUUCUUUCGAACCAAAGCCGAUCGCCUGGAUGCGGAAAAGGGGCAUCUUAUCGGCCCCUAUGAUGAAUUGAUCUUGGACCUUCCACACGGCCAGACCGUAACAUAUGAGCCGUUCUGGUUUCGGACAUUCCGUAUUCUACGACUGGAAAUCUCAGUUGGGCCGGAGCCUGCUCAGCUGCUCUCCUUUGACGCCACCCAGGUGAACUACCCUCUCGCAGUGAAGGCAAGCUGGAAGGAGCCCGGAGAUAAGCACAGCGAGCAAAUAUGGGAUGUAUCCAUCAGAACGAUGCGGAACUGUAUGUUUGACGGGUAUUCGGACUGCCCUUUCUACGAGCAGCUCCAAUACUCUGGCGACUCACGCUCAGUUGGGCUGUUCCACUACCUCCUAUCAGGGGACGAUCUGUUGAUGCGCCAAGCUAUCACCAACUUUGCGUCUUCAGUCACUCCCGAAGGUCUCACACAGUCCCGUUUCCCAUCACAUGUACCGCAAAUCAUCGCUGGAUUUCCCCUCUACUGGAUCCUCCAAGUAUGCGAUCACCACCUCUUCUUCGGCGAUACAUCAUAUGCCCAUUCCUUCCUGCCCCGUAUCGAUGGCGUGCUCGACUUCUUCGAGUCGCACAUCGACGACCUGGGCCUUGUCAGCGGCAUGCCCGAGGAUGUGUGGCAGUAUAUCGACUGGGUGACAACAUGGGGCGCAACAGACGAGCAUCCAGACAAAGGGGUUCCCACCUCCGGCCGGAAAUCAAACCGUCACACCUACUUUAGCAUGCUCUACGCGUUCGUCCUCAACCAAGCUGCGAAGCUUGUGCGAGACGUCGGCCGCCCUGGGUACGCGGGCGAGUAUGAAUCGCGUGGUGAGAGUGUUGUGCAAGCGAUCAAGGCCCAUUGCUUCGACGGACGGUUCUUCACCGACUCCACUGCAGACAUCGCCGACUCUUUAUCUUACUCCCAGCACUGCCAAGUUUUCGGCGUGCUCUGCGGUGCUGCUGCGCCUUCGGACCGUGCUCGUCUCCUGACGGAAUCAUUCGCGGAGCCGAAGUUCUCAAAAUUCUCGUACGUGAUGAAGUUCUACGCACUGCGAGCAUAUGCCCUCGCAGGCGAUGAUGCCUGGGAGGUGUUCUGGGCGCGUGUGUGGGAUCCGUGGCGGGCGAUGUUGGCUAACAACCUCUCAACGUGGGAGGAGGAUGAUGUGCGGCAGCGGUCGGACUGCCAUGCUUGGGGUAGUGUGCCCGUGUAUGAGUACUGUACUGGGCUUGCGGGUAUCCGUCCUAUCGCUCCUGGGUCUGCCAAAGUGCUCUUUAAGCCACGUGUGCGAUUGAGUGAGGCUGUGGAAGCAAAAGUGGCUCUGGGCAGAGAAAAUCUUGCUAUUGUGUCAUGGAGCACUCGGGCUGGCGGCGAGAAGCAUAUCGAGUUGCGACUUGAGAAGGCGGUCCAGGUGACGAGCCAGCUACCGGGAUGCAAGGAAGAAGAACAUGGCGUAGUUGAUCGUCUUGUGCUGAGAUACAUUCCUUCUUAAUACAUAUGUAUGAUCGGUCGGAUCGGAUACGCCCAAACCACUUCAAAAGUUCUGACUAAUAAGAGCCUGUUCCGUACGGAUGCACGUCUUUUGAUUGCUAGCAAUUGCCAGCAACCAUUACUAGCAUUCAAAAAUGCUCAAUAUUCAAAGC
Molecule: messenger RNA, 2551 nt
Organism: Hyaloscypha bicolor E
Lineage: Eukaryota; Fungi; Ascomycota; Leotiomycetes; Helotiales; Hyaloscyphaceae
Product: glycoside hydrolase family 78 protein
Exons: 4
Coding region: 1-2400 (799 amino acids)
Biological process (GO): carbohydrate metabolic process
Source: RefSeq, a predicted model, not a curated record